This is a messenger RNA of Fonsecaea multimorphosa CBS 102226, 426 nucleotides long. RefSeq lists its product as uncharacterized. The coding region runs from base 1 to 426 and encodes 141 amino acids. The record is from RefSeq and is a predicted model, not a curated record. NCBI's taxonomy places the organism in Eukaryota, Fungi, Ascomycota, Eurotiomycetes, Chaetothyriales, Herpotrichiellaceae. The transcript has a single exon.
AUGGCCCACUUCUUCAGCGAGUUUGACAGCGAAUCCAAGACGUACGAGAUGCUCAUCGACUCCUUCCGCCUGCGCUGCGACGAUGACUACGCCCACGGCGGACAUCACCACGGCAUCUAUGGCCAGAACCCCCCACUGCCGGUGUUCCGUGAUUUCCUGGCCCGCGCAAAGGAACAUGGGAUGCUGCCCGCAUGGUGGAACGAGGACAAGGAGAGGGAGUGUGUGCGCAUGGCCGUCGAGGACGAACACUUCAACAUCGAGUUCGCCGUGGAGAAACACGAUAUCCAGGAGCACUACAAGGACAACAUGAUGCCGAUGACGCUGCGCAUGGCGGCCGAGAACGUGUACGGCGGCGGCUAUGGCAUGGGCCAGAGACCAAUGCCCGACGAUUACGAGUGUCAGUGUUCAGGGAUUUUUGGAUAUUGA